Pogona vitticeps (central bearded dragon) is the source of this 1645-nucleotide messenger RNA. It is a transcript of the gene PIM2, whose product is annotated as Pim-2 proto-oncogene, serine/threonine kinase. The record is from RefSeq and is a predicted model, not a curated record. Gene Ontology annotation, molecular function: protein serine/threonine kinase activity; ATP binding. Gene Ontology annotation, cellular component: cytoplasm. NCBI's taxonomy places the organism in Eukaryota, Metazoa, Chordata, Lepidosauria, Squamata, Agamidae. Gene Ontology annotation, biological process: protein autophosphorylation; negative regulation of apoptotic process; regulation of mitotic cell cycle.
CGCGGGUUGGCUGGAGUAGAGGCGGCGAAGGGGGCGAAUUGACGGCAACGGGAAGGGAAUACGGGUUUGUUGACUUUGGCGGCGAGGAGGAAGGAUGAUGCCCGGCGUGAGCGCUUCAGCUUGCCGGGCGUGAGGAGCUCGGCUCCGCUCACCCUCUUUCGAGAUCGAAACGGAAGACCUUGCCCUGGCAUUACAGACUCGCCUCGGACGAUGAUCCCUGAACGGAACGAAGUGGCGUGGAGUCCCGCAGGCAAAGACAAAGAAUCCUUUGAAGCUCUGUAUAAGCGAGGCAACUUGCUGGGCAAAGGCGGCUUUGGUACGGUGUAUGCUGGGCACAGGAUUGCUGAUGGACUGCAGGUUGCAAUCAAACAGGUUGCCAGGAACAGAGUUUCUGAGUGGGCAGAGCUGCCUAAUGGGACAGUGGCACCUCUGGAAGUGGCACUGAUGAAGCUUGUGUGUGCAGGAACUGGGCACCGAGGCGUGAUCCGGCUGUUGGACUGGUACGAAGCUCCCGAAGGCUUUUUCCUGGUGCUGGAGAGACCUGAGCAUUGCCAGGACCUCUUUGACUACGUGACAGAGCAGGGACCUCUCCCGGAGAAGCUGUGUCGACAAUUCUUCCGCCAAGUGGUGGAAGCCGUAUGCCACUGCCAUGCCCAAGGGGUGGUCCAUCGGGACAUCAAGGACGAGAACAUCCUGGUGGAUGUGCGUAUGGGCAACGUCAAGCUGAUUGACUUUGGGUCUGGGGCCUUGCUGAGAGAUUCUGUCUACACAGAUUUUGAUGGUACGCGUGUAUACAGCCCACCAGAGUGGGUGGAAUGCCAGCAAUACCACGCUCUGCCAGCAACUAUCUGGUCACUGGGAAUUCUCCUCUAUGACAUGGUGUGUGGUGACAUACCCUUCGAAAGGGAUGAGGAAAUUGUGGCUGCCCGUGUGGAAUUUCACAUCCCUGUAUCUCCUGAGUGCCAGGACCUCGUCCGCUGGUGCUUGACUCCAGAACCUUCUGAAAGGCCAACUCUGGAACAGGUGCUCUUGCACCCAUGGCUGAAGCUUGACCCUCUUCUUCAGACCGAAGAAGUACAGAGCUCCAGGGCCGUGGCUUGCAACAGAAGUGACCGAGAAACUUGACUCUUUCCUCCUGCCUCCUCCCCUUCUGAGACGGGGCGGUGGUGGUGCUGCUAAUGGUACUUAACUGCCAAUGGAACCUCAGGCAGCCAGGCUCAGGCAAUGGCUGAAGCAAAGUUGGCCUGGUUCUACAGGUCUUUUUAAAUUGAACUGAUCUAACAAGAGGAGGAUUUAGAGCUUCAGAGAUGAAUUCAGAUGUCUUCGCUCAAAUUCCUCUUGGCAACUAUCCAUAUGAUGUUUGAAUUCUGGCCCACCUGGCCACCCAGACGUCUCCAUAUGUGUAAAUACUUGUGUAUUAUUAUUUUUUGGGACUUCUGCCUUUGAAGAGAAAAAGACUCUGGGUUGGAUUUCUCAACCACAACGACUAUUUUUAAGCCCUUUCAGGAUACAUGUGUAGGUUUGGUUUGUGUGUGCAUGUGUUGUUGUUUUUAAAGAUAGCACUUCUGCAUAGCUCUGUCCGGCAACAAUAUCUGUGUGGAAAUCUAUUUAAUAAAUAAACUAUGUUGUCACACUCAGGGAAAAA